Molecule: messenger RNA, 2746 nt
Organism: Varanus komodoensis (Komodo dragon)
Lineage: Eukaryota; Metazoa; Chordata; Lepidosauria; Squamata; Varanidae
Product: adenylosuccinate synthetase isozyme 2-like
Exons: 13
Coding region: 1-1419 (472 amino acids)
Biological process (GO): 'de novo' AMP biosynthetic process; IMP metabolic process
Cellular component (GO): cytoplasm
Molecular function (GO): adenylosuccinate synthase activity; GTP binding
Source: RefSeq, a predicted model, not a curated record
AUGGCGGGGGCAGAGAGCGCGGCGGCGGCGGCGGCGGCAGGCUUGCUGAAUGGGGGCGACGAGGGCGGGCCGGAGGAGAAGCGCCCCCGCCUCGGGGCGGCCCCCGCCUCCUCCGCGGGGCCCCCCGGCAACCGCGUGACGGUGGUGCUGGGGGCGCAGUGGGGGGACGAGGGCAAGGGCAAGGUGGUCGACCUGCUCAGCCUCGACGCCGACCUCGUCUGCAGGUGCCAGGGGGGCAAUAAUGCCGGACACACCGUUGUGGUGGAUUCAGUCGAGUACAAUUUCCACCUGUUGCCCAGCGGGGUGAUCAACCACAGUGCCACGUCGUUCAUUGGAAACGGUGUCGUCAUCCACUUGCCUGGCCUCUUUGAAGAGGCUGAGAAGAACCUGAAGAAAGGGCCAGGUCUGGAAGGCUGGGAGUCUCGGACGGUGAUUUCCGACCGUGCCCAUCUGGUGUUCAAUUUCCACCAAGCUGUGGAUGGAAUCCAAGAGCAGCAACGGCAGCAGCAGGCCGGGCAAAACCUCGGCACCACUAAAAAGGGGAUUGGGCCCGCCUACUCCUCAAAGGCCUCCCGAACCGGCCUGCGCAUCUGCGACCUGCUGGCUGAUUUCAAUGAGUUUUCCAAGAAGUUUAGGGUCCUGGCUCAGCAGUACAAAACCACAUAUCCAGCUCUCACCAUUGACACGGAAGCCGAGCUGCAGCAGCUAAAGAUCUAUGCCGAGAAAAUCCGCCCGUUGGUGAAAGAUGGUGUGUAUUUCAUGUACAAAGCCCUCCACGGUCCACCCAAGAAGAUACUGGUUGAAGGAGCCAACGCUGCCCUGUUGGACAUAGAUUUUGGAACCUACCCGUUCGUGACUUCCUCCAACUGCACUGUGGGAGGUGUCUGCACCGGCCUCGGCAUCCCGCCGCACUGCAUCGGCAAGGUCUACGGCGUGUUGAAAGCUUACACCACCCGCGUGGGCGUUGGCACCUUCCCCACCGAGCAGAACGACGAGAUCGGGGAGCAGCUGCAGUCACGGGGCCGGGAAUUCGGCGUCACCACCGGGCGGAAGCGCCGCUGCGGCUGGCUGGAUCUUGUGCUGGUGAAAUAUGCCCACAUGAUCAACGGUUUCAGCGCCCUCGCCGUGACCAAACUAGAUAUCCUGGACACUUUUGAGGAGAUCAAAGUGGGCGUGGAGUACCGGCUGGACGAGAAGCGGAUUCCCUACUUCCCAGCUAACCAAGAAGUCCUGAACAAGGUUGUGGUGCAGUACAAGGUGCUCCCCGGCUGGCGGUGCAGCACCGAGGAAGCCCGCAGCUUUGCCGACCUGCCCCCCGAGGCCCAGGGCUACAUCCGCUUCAUUGAGGAUUACCUGGGGGUGCCAGUCAAGUGGAUCGGAGUGGGAAAGUCCCGCAAAUCCAUCAUCAAAGUCUUCUGAGGAGGCUGUGGCAGGGAGCCCCCCCACGCCGGACGCCAGAGUCUGGGGCUGCCCCCUAUAUUCACUGCACACAUUUCACGGACCAAUCAUCAGAGGACCGCAGAAAAUAGGGGGGACACUCCCCCCUUCGCUCAGGCCAGACACCCCCCAGGCACCUCCGCUCGGCCGAAAACACUCCUCAGCGCUUCUCCAGGGCUUGCCAGCUCUCCACAGCCCUCCGCCCCAUUUCCACCUUCCCCCUGGAGGCCUUUCCACAGCUUCGGCGAGUCCAGAGAUGGAUGCGGCCCUCCCGGCCACACCAAGACGGUCGCGGAGGCAGCCCAGGCUGAGAUCCUCUGUUGUCUUUCCGGGAUGCCCGAGACAAUACACUCCGCUUUCCGGCACUGUCCGAGCGUCUCUCACCCCACUCUUUUUAGUCCAGUUCCCCUGAAUUGAAGCCACGUCAUUCUUCAUCCCCGGGCCGUGGCACCAUCUUGUGCGGCCAAAGGAAAGGAAUUUCCUUUGCCCAUUUCCAGGCAUCCUUUCAACAGUCGAAGGCCACAUGUCUUUCUCAGAAAUCUUGGGAGUUUACGCUCAGGCCCUUAAGGUCAGGCUGGCCGGCCUGGGGUCCCAGCCCAGCCCUCUGCUGGAUCUGGCUUCCCAGGCCAUGUGUGGUUUUGCCCAUCCCCAGAAGCUGAGAUCCCUCUCCAAGGGGUUUCAUUGCAUUUAUAUUCCACCUUUCUUCCUCUAGCAAGGGACCCCGGGCUAUGCCGCCUCCGCUGUGUCCUCACAACAGCCCUGCGAUGUAGGCCAGGCCCGGUCCAGCCCUCUUUACCACAACACCACCUGGCACUGUGCUUGCGCUCUUCUCUCAGUCUUAGUCUUAAGGGAAAUUUGAACAGCCCGGCUUUUGUGAUUGAUUGUAACUAUGCAAAUUAAUCCUCUCCGUCCUCACUCCACGGCAGGUCCUGGGGGAGAAGCUGUUCUGCAGACUGCAGAAGCACUGCCUGUAAUCAUUGGUGCCCUUUUCCCCCAAGGGCUCCUUUUAGGUUUCCAAACCUUAAUCAGGACUAGAUCCCUGAUUAGUCUUUUUAAGCUGCAGAAGCGGGAAUUCACUGCACCAACAGAAUAGACACCAAAGCUCUCUAAAACACAUGUGCAGCAACCUCACCUCUGCAUCUAACGCUGAUUCCUGCCCUUCUAGUAUUUUUUUAUACACGUGUGAAGAAAUCACCUGACAUUUCAGUGUUGCCCUCAGUGGCUCUCGCAUUUUCUGGGCAUUUCUGCGUCUGCCAAGUUCUGCUGUGAACAGAAAUAACAAUAAAGGAUGUAGAUUUAUUUUAUAAGA